Molecule: messenger RNA, 4101 nt
Organism: Electrophorus electricus (electric eel)
Lineage: Eukaryota; Metazoa; Chordata; Actinopteri; Gymnotiformes; Gymnotidae
Gene: tbc1d16
Product: TBC1 domain family, member 16
Biological process (GO): activation of GTPase activity
Cellular component (GO): early endosome
Molecular function (GO): GTPase activator activity
Source: RefSeq, a predicted model, not a curated record
ACGGCAGCAGCAACGUGCCGUGUAAAGUCAUACAGAUAAACACGCGCAUGCAGGGUGUAGUACAUUUCUUAGGACAGUCUGUUUUUUGAACGUGAUUUCACUAAGGAUAACAUGCGUUAAGAUGGAUGAGCAUCAAAUAUUGUAAUUCCCCGAGGGACUGAAGAGGAUGGGUGCAGUACCCAGGUGUUGGAGAUGUCAUUCGGUCGACUUCUGCGACGCGCAUCCACCAAAGCCUCUGACCUCUUGACCUUCAAUGCAGGGUCGGCAGGGUCACGGGCCGUGCUGGACGGGGAGAUCAUCUUCUCCAAGAACAACGUGUGUGUUCACCCAGCCGAGCCCCUGCCUAGUCUGCCUGAACAUCAUCCAGGAUACCUGUGUGUCCACCUGGAGAAGGACGAGACCUUGGGGUCCACCCUCAUCCUCACCUGGGUCCCCAACUCACGCAUCCAGCGGCAGGACGAAGAGGCGCUGCGCUACAUCACGCCCGAAAGCUCACCCGUGCGCCGCCAUGCACGCAGACGCAACCGCCUGCCAGCAUCACGCCCACCGCCUGCUCCCGAGGAGGACGAAGACGAGGAAGGGCCAGACCAGGUGCUGCAACCGCCACCACCCCCGCAGCCUGAUGACGGCGAUGAGGGCUCGGGCGAGCUAUCAGCCGACGAGGUGAGCCGUGACAGCACGCUGGGCUCUGACUCGGACACCUUCUCCUCGCCCUUCUGCCUGUCACCCGUCAGUGAGGCCCUGGGCGAAAGCAGCAGCUCUGUUUUCCUAGACAACGAGAGCAGGGAGAUGGGUGAUGAGUCCAUGACCCACUCUGCAAGCUCUGCCUCCAGCUUGGACAGCCAUGCCCCCUCUGAAAGCAGCCAAUCACAGGGUGCACGAUGUGAGGAGCAGCAAAAGGUUCUGGCUCUAGAGCAGUUGUGUGGAGUGUUCAGAGUGGACCUGGGUCAUAUGAGGUCCUUACGACUAUUCUUCAGUGAUGAGGCCUGCACCAGCGGUCAGCUGGUCAUCGCCAGUAGGGAGAGUCAGUAUAAGAUCCUGCACUUCCACCAUGCCGGCUUGGAUAAAUUAGCCGAGGUCUUCCAACAGUGGAAGUGUUGCCGGGAGACGCAACUCAAAGACCAGGUGGCGGACGAAAAGUCAUGCAUGCAGUUCUCUAUCCGCCGGCCCACCCUGCCCUCCACAGAGACGCACCCGGAGGAGCGGCUGUACCGCAGGCUGGAAGUCAGCUCCUGGCUCCGCCAUCUGAACCACAGUGGCCAGGUGGAGGAGGAGUACAAGCUCAGGAAGGCGAUCUUUUUCGGAGGCAUUGACCCAUCCAUCCGAGGGGAGGUGUGGCCCUUCCUGCUGCACUAUUACAGCUAUGACUCCACCUCUGAGGAGCGUGAGGCUUGGAGGAUCCAGAAGCGCAGCGAGUACCAAGAGACCCAGCAGAGGAGGUUGUCAAUGAGUCCUGAGGAACACAGUGAGUUCUGGCGGAAGGUGCAGUUCACUGUAGAUAAGGACGUGGUGCGGACUGACAGGAGCAACGUGUUCUUCAGAGGAGAGAACAACCCUAACGUGGAGAUCAUGAGACGCAUCCUGCUGAACUAUGCUGUGUUCAACCCGGGCAUGGGCUACUGCCAGGGCAUGUCGGACCUGGUGGCUCCGCUGCUGACCGAGAUUCAGGACGAGAGCGACACAUUUUGGUGUUUUGUGGGCCUUAUGGAGAACACCAUCUUCAUCAGCUCCCCCAGGGACGAGGACAUGGAGCGGCAGCUGAUGUAUCUGCGGGAGCUCCUUCGCCUCAUGCUGCCUCGCUUCCACCAGCACCUGACGGGUCUGGGUGAGGAUGGCCUGCAGCUGCUCUUCUGCCACCGCUGGGUCCUGCUCUGUUUCAAGCGUGAGUUCCCCGACACCGAGGCCCUGCGCAUGUGGGAGGCUUGCUGGGCCCACUACCAGACGGAUUACUUCCACCUAUUUCUGUGUGUGGCCAUCAUUGUGCUGUAUGGUGAUGAUGUUACAGAGCAACAGCUUGCAACAGAUCAGAUGCUGCUGCAUUUUAGUAACCUCUCCAUGCACAUGAAUGGAGAACUGGUGCUGAGGAAGGCUCGAAGUCUGCUCUAUCAGUUCCGACUGCUUCCCAGGAUCCCUUGCAGUUUGCAUGACCUGUGUAAGCUGUGUGGGCCCGGGAUGUGGGACAGCCGUUACAUCCCUGCCAUAGAAUGUUCCGGAGAGCACCCUGACUCUCAGAGCUGCCCCUAUGGAGGCACUGCAACCCCACAACCCCCACCCUCGCCUAGCCAGACAAAUGAGGGCAAGCGAGGAUCUAAGACACGGGACAUCUUUAACUUCCGCAAACAGUCCUGACUGCAGCUACGUUCAAGAACUACAUUACCCACAAGGCCUAGCCCCAGAGGUACCAUUCACCCAGUGCUUUGGUGAAUGCUGCGAGCUACAGACCUCAGUGUAAUUGUUAGUUAAAUAAGGGAUAUUUUCUGUCUAAUAUAUGGAAUACUGCCUAAGCUGAAAUCACAUAAAUAUGACAUUUUUGCCAUGUCAUGAUUUGAAGGAGAGUUCUUUUCUCUCUUCUAAAAGGUGAGUGGGAAAAGACGAUCAUGCUGUGUUAAGUGUUUAUUAGAUGACAGGAUUCUGGAAAGGACUGGCAACCCAUCUGGAGGCACAGAAGGAUUGGUUUACAGAAUGUCAUCAAUAAUACACAUUACAGUCCAAUCAUAUAAGCAAGGAUUGUAAUCUUCUCUCUUUCUUUUUGAUGAAUCUAAUAUAUUUGUACUCUUUCUAAUACCCUUUUAACUUUUUUUUAGACUGUGCGCUAACAUCAGUGAGUGUGUAUUGUGGGCGAAAGACAGCAACUGUGUUUUUGGAGUUUAAUUUGUUAUUUAGUUAUACUGCUGGAUCAGACAUAUUCUGCUGCAUUAAUGGUCUUAAACCUACUUUAAUCCAGACAAUUGGUGAAGCACAAGGGGAAGAGGCUCUAGACCCUAUCAGUCAGUACGGGAGAUUCUGUCAGAUUAGAGUUUGACAAUAGUGCUUUCUCGAUCCAGAUCUCACCAUAUAUUGGCAUAAAUUGGAACAGACUAUAGAUUACAUAGAAUGGGAUGCUAUAUGUUAUCAAAGCAAUAUAUAUCUGAAUUUGUUUUACUCAUGUAGUCAUUUAAACAUUGUGCAAGGAAAAAAACAGCAAUACUUCUUUUGUCUAUGUAUGCUUUUGCAUGGUAUAUUUUUCUUUAUUACUAGCCAAUCACAUUGUAAUCAUUGUUUGAAGGUAAACACAAAGGAGAUGAAAGUGAGGAGGCCAUACACGUUUAGUGGCACUUUCCUGUCCAAACAUAAACACUGUAUGGGCAGGAUGCAGAGACGGCUCCUUCUCUGCUAAACACACGACUGUGGCAGAAGGUCUUAAUCCCCUUCGUAAUGCCUCCCCACGGUGCAGGGGCAAAGACGGCUCUAGUCCCAACCCUAGUGGGAGCUGCCUAGAAUUAGUGAGUCUGGGGACAGCCAUGGGAUGGGGAGGGGGUGUGGAGCUGAACAGGCUUGCGUGCGGUUGCAUUAGCCAUGGCGUGGCAUCGGAGAGGCAGCGUGCUGAAGAUAGUCCUGGCCUUAAAGGGUCCCCAGGGCCUGUUUGAGAGCAGUGAGGAGUGCAGCUAUCUGCAAAUUGCUGUUAAAAGGUAGCAUUAGUCUGUGGGAGCUAAGCUGGGCCUCUCCACAUGCAGCCUCCAUAAAUGACAUGCAUUAUGGACCCUUUCUUAACCAUUAGGCAUUUGGACAGCUUUCUCAAAUACCCAGCGAGCAUUGAGGCUUGGGUGGCUAUCGGAGAAGGGCAAAGGGAUGUUGACAUGUUUGGAGAAAUAAUUGGAAAAUGGGCAAUGAGGGCUUUGUGUGUGUGUGUGUGUGUGUGUGUGUGUGUGUUCAUCUUGACUGUGAGCUUGUAAGCCACUUUAUAUUUCCCAUGUUCCUCUGAAUCCUUAUUGCUUGUUUGUAUGUUAGGUUUUGCUUCUUAUUACCAUAUUAUUAACAUCUAAGCAGCUACCUUUCACCUUGAGUGUGUCCUUUAAGAUACAGGGUAUUAUUCAGACAUUCAGAAAGCUGUGUGUGUGUGUG